CAACACAUUCCCAGACGUACAAAUAGCCUGUUAGCGGCAUUUUUAGGUCCAGUCGCGCUUUAUUUCAGCGGGUUGUCGAGGUCUGUGGCGGUAACGCUGCUUCUUCUGCUAAUAACUUGGAUUUUGUAUCUUUGGUGGUGCUGCAUCACACUUGGACAGCAUGCAUGUCAUCAAAAGAGAUGGACGCCAGGAGCGCGUCAUGUUUGAUAAAAUCACCUCUCGAAUCCAAAAGCUCUGUUACGGGCUCAACGCGGAGUUUGUGGACCCCGCACAAAUCACAAUGAAGGUGAUCCAAGGUCUGUACAGUGGAGUGACCACUGUGGAGUUGGACACACUCGCUGCGGAGAUUGCUGCCACACUAACCACUAAGCACCCCGAUUAUGCCCUUCUGGCUGCACGCAUUGCUGUUUCCAACCUCCAUAAAGAGACCAAGAAGGUGUUCAGUGACGUCAUGGAGGAUCUGUUCAACUAUGUCAACCCUUUAAACAAGCGCCACUCCCCCAUGAUCUCCCAAGAGACCCUAGAUAUUGUCCUUGCAAACAAAGACCGCCUCAACUCUGCUAUAAUCUAUGAUAGGGAUUUUUCUUAUAAUUUCUUUGGCUUUAAGACCCUAGAGCGCUCCUACCUGCUGAAAAUCAAUGGCAAGGUGGCUGAGCGUCCACAGCACAUGCUCAUGAGAGUAGCUGUUGGAAUCCACAAAACUGAUAUUGAUGCAGCCAUUGAGACCUACAACCUGCUGUCUGAGAAGUGGUUCACUCAUGCCUCUCCCACUCUGUUCAAUGCAGGCACCAACAGACCACAGCUCUCUAGUUGCUUCCUGCUGGCCAUGAAGGAUGACAGCAUUGAUGGCAUUUAUGAUACACUCAAACAAUGCGCUCUCAUCUCCAAAUCUGCAGGAGGGAUUGGUGUAGCAGUUAGCUGCAUUAGAUCAACAGGAAGCUACAUUGCUGGAACAAAUGGUAAUUCAAAUGGCCUUGUGCCAAUGCUGAGGGUGUACAACAACACGGCGCGCUACGUGGACCAAGGUGGCAAUAAACGACCUGGUGCCUUUGCCAUGUACCUUGAGCCAUGGCACUUUGACGUGUUUGACUUCCUUGAGUUAAAGAAGAACACUGGUAAAGAGGAGCAGAGGGCACGAGACCUCUUCUAUGCCCUAUGGAUCCCUGAUUUGUUCAUGAAGAGGGUGGAAAACAACCAGGACUGGUCUUUGAUGUGCCCCAGUGAGUGCCCUGGGCUGGAUGAGUGUUGGGGGGAGGAGUUUGAGAAGCUGUACACUCGCUACGAGCAGGAAGGCAGAGUGAAACGGGUGGUCAAGGCUCAGCAGGUGUGGUAUGCCAUCAUAGAGUCUCAGACUGAAACAGGAACUCCUUACAUGUUGUACAAAGAUGCCUGUAACAGGAAGAGUAAUCAGCAGAAUUUGGGCACUAUCAAAUGCAGUAACUUGUGCACUGAGAUUGUGGAGUAUACAAGCAAAGAUGAGGUAGCCGUCUGUAACUUGGCUUCUAUUGCUCUUAACAUGUAUGUUACUCCAGAACGGACCUUUGACUUCAAAAAGCUUGCCUCUGUCACUAAAGUAAUUGUAAGAAACCUCAACAAGAUCAUUGACAUUAACUACUACCCAGUCCCUGAAGCCGAGAACUCGAACAAGCGCCACAGGCCAAUCGGAAUUGGAGUGCAGGGUCUCGCAGAUGCCUUCAUUCUCAUGCGUUAUCCAUUUGAAAGUCCUGAAGCCCAGCUGCUGAACAUCCAGAUCUUUGAGACAAUAUACUACGCCGCCCUGGAGGCAAGCUGCGAGUUAGCAGAAAAAGACGGGCCUUAUGAGACAUACCCAGGUUCUCCAGUGAGUAAGGGCAUUCUGCAAUACGACAUGUGGGAGAAGGUGCCGACUGCGCUCUGGGACUGGAAGCUGCUUAAGGAGAAGAUUACUAAACAUGGUGUGAGGAACAGCCUGUUGUUGGCCCCCAUGCCUACUGCUUCCACAGCACAAAUACUAGGCAACAAUGAGUCCAUCGAAGCCUACACCAGCAACAUCUACACACGCAGAGUCCUCUCCGGAGAGUUUCAGAUUGUAAACCCACAUCUGCUCAAGGACCUGACUGAACGGGGACUGUGGAAUGAGGAAAUGAAGAAUAAGCUCAUUGCUCAAAAUGGAUCCAUACAGGACAUUUCUGAAAUCCCAGAUGAUUUAAAACAGCUGUAUAAAACAGUUUGGGAAAUAUCACAGAAGACUAUACUCAAGAUGGCUGCAGACCGCGGUGCCUACAUUGACCAGAGCCAGUCUCUAAAUAUUCAUAUUGCAGAGCCAAACUAUGGCAAAUUGACCAGCAUGCACUUUUAUGGCUGGAAGCAGGGUCUAAAAACUGGGAUGUAUUAUCUGCGAACCAAGCCAGCAGCCAACCCCAUCCAGUUCACUCUCAACAAAGAGAAGCUGAAGGAAAUGCAGACUGCCAAACCAUCCGAGCAGGAGCUGAAGGAGCUCAACAAAGCGGCCAUGGUAUGUUCACUGGAGAACAAGGACGAGUGCCUCAUGUGCGGGUCAUAGACUUGCAGUCCACUAUUCACUGUCAUUUGUCAUUACUGUAGCACUAAGAAUAAUUUUAAUACUUACUAAUGUACAAAAUGCAUCUUACCAUUGAAAUGAAUAAAUCUAUUUUUAAGCUUGGGUAAAA
Messenger RNA from Boleophthalmus pectinirostris (great blue-spotted mudskipper), 2669 nucleotides. Its product is annotated as ribonucleoside-diphosphate reductase large subunit. Gene Ontology annotation, molecular function: ATP binding; ribonucleoside-diphosphate reductase activity, thioredoxin disulfide as acceptor. Gene Ontology annotation, biological process: DNA replication; deoxyribonucleotide biosynthetic process. The transcript has 4 exons. The record is from RefSeq and is a predicted model, not a curated record. Lineage: Eukaryota; Metazoa; Chordata; Actinopteri; Gobiiformes; Gobiidae. Gene Ontology annotation, cellular component: ribonucleoside-diphosphate reductase complex. Bases 161 to 2542 code for a protein of 793 amino acids.